Fusarium sp. VM40 is the source of this 2835-nucleotide messenger RNA. NCBI's taxonomy places the organism in Eukaryota, Fungi, Ascomycota, Sordariomycetes, Hypocreales, Nectriaceae. The record is from the annotation of a GenBank genome assembly.
AUGAAUCCAGCGGACAUGUUUCGACCAGGCUUCGGCCAUGUCGCUCCCCGCCAAAACCCGGUCUUCAUGGGCCAUCCUCAGCUAUCCGCCUUGCAGUUUCACCAGCAGCAGCAGCAACAACUACAACAGCAGCAGCAACAACGACCGCAGACGUUUAGGAAACCAGUGCAACAUACCGACGAAACGUCGGAUGGUGAUGGUUCGGCCCACCGCAUCGCCCAUACUCUGACAGCCUGUUGCCGUUGCCGACAGAGGAAAACCCGAUGCGAUCCUACUUUGCCCCGCUGUUUGCCGUGUGAACGAUCCGGGUCUACCUGUGAAUACUUGGAUGCCGCCAAGGGCCGCAAGAUCAACCGGUAUUAUGUUAUCAAACUACAGGAUAAAGUUAGGCAACUUGAAGCAGAGCUUAGCCAGUUCACCGACGACGAAACCGACUAUCCCAAGAGCAACGAAGACAUGGUACGGCCCGGUGGAAUGGUCCGUCUCAAUGGUGGUGACGAGACCCCUCGAUACCUUGGACCCAGCAGUGGUAUUGCAAUGACACGUUUACUUAUGGAACAAGCGAAACGAUACACCGACUCCAAGCGCAUCUCCGAUCUGAUACCCAGUGUUCGCGCCAGGCAAGCUCGAAUGCAGUCUAUUCAAAUGACCGGGCCUUCCGCUAGGAGAAAGAGCUACCCCAUGAUAAGCCAACACCCAGCCGAAAGUUUACCUACGAGGGCUGUUGCAGAUAAGUUACUGGAAAUUUUCAAUCAAAGAGCCCAAGUUUUCUGGCCCGCCCUACAUGAGAAGGAUCUGCUGCAAGAUCUCGAUGCAGUCUACAGUGGUGAUACCAAUUCAUAUCGAUUGUUCAUUGUCAGAAUGCUCGUGGCAAUCAGCUUACAAAAGUUGGACACUCAAUAUGCUGGCCUAGCAGACAGCUACUAUUUGGCAGCAAUGCAAUUAUUCGAAGAUGUCGUUCGUCCAAAGGACCUCAAAACCUUGCAAUGUCUUGUUCUUCUCGGCCAGUACUCGCUCCUCACUCCCACCAGGAUGCCGAUUUACUACGUAAUUGGCCUGGCAGCCAGAAUAUGCCAACAGGAAGGCCUGGCCAGUGAGAAGACCAUCAUGUCCUACGAUUUGGACGCCAAAACGAUCGAUAUGAGACGAAGAGUUAUCUGGACUGUGGCCGGUAUGGAAUAUGGCUUGGCGCACAGCAUGGGUAGACCCAAUAAUUUCGCAACGGGAGACGAUCGCCUGGAUGUCCAAUUCUUUGCGGCUGUCGAGGACGAGAAUAUCACUGAACAAGGUAUACAGCCUGGCCCACCCAGCGAACGCAAACUUGUUGCUAUCCAUUUUUACAAGAUGAGGAUGUGCCAAGCGGAAAUUAGAAGAGCCCUGUACGAGAAGAAGAAGGAUGAACCAAAGAAUGACUCACAUCCCUGGUUCGCGAGCGUUGAGAAGAUGAACAAGGACUGGCUGGACGCAUCACCAACGAGCCCCGAAUGGUGCAAACCUUGGUUUACUGGCCGAUAUCAUCAAAUGAGGGUAUUUAUGUACAGACCCUCUCCGCAGAUUCCAAAGCCAUCUCCUCGUGCCGCUGCUAUUUGUUAUGAAAGCUCAGCAUACAUCAUUCAGCUGAACGCCAAGCAUAUGGAAAAUGGCCUAGACGUUACGUGGGUUUUUCUUCUAACAGUGAAUAUGUCUCUCAACACACUCCUAUGGACCGUCUCGUACCCAGAGGUGCGACAAGCACAUUCUCGUGAUGAGGUCGAGAACCUUAUCAACAUCUCGAUGGACGUGUUAGAUCGCUGUGCGGAACGGUGGCCAGGGAGUGCAUCGGCCUCACAACUAUACUCGAUUUUCUCCAAAGCCUGUCUGCAGGGCUACGACGAACGCCCUAUGACGGGGCAACUUUUUACCACGCCUCCAUCUCUUGCAGAUGCGAACUCGCCCGAAGCCUUCCAGAACAGUAUCCAGCAGGCCUCUUAUCAAAACCCACCCCAGUUCAGCCACGUCUUCAAUUCACCACCAGAGGCCAUGAAUACGUACGCAUUCGACCCCAACUUUCCUCCACCCCAGCCCAGCUUCAGGUCCAACUCCAUCUUCUUCAACCCUGCCAGCAACGAGCCCACAGGCCGGAGAUUUUCCUAUUUCCCGCCGGACUUUAUGCAACCCGGCGAAACAACAAUGGAUGAUCCAACACCGCCAGCUACGACAACUCCUGAGCAACAUAUGACAUCACCUCCGGAUCAUCUCUCUGAGCAGCUGCCAACACCUCCAGAUUCCGUCCCGACCGGGGUUUUGGCGACACCGACACCUAGUAAUGCUCUGUCGCCCCCAAACGCCAUGACAGCAGGCCAUCCUACCCCCGUUAUGCAGCAUACAUCACCUGCCGGAAUCACGAUGAUGCCCGUACAGACAAGCAUGUCCCCUCCUAUCAAGAUUGAGCCAUCUCAAAGGGGGCCUACGUUUGCUAUACCUCCAAACCCUCAUGCUGCUCCUCAACAGAGGCCCCUGCCUGGGGUGCCCGCCCCAGGUAGCACCAACGAUUGGUUUCUACCGCCUGCUCCGUUUAUUUCCCCAUAUGCCUACAACAACAUGAGCCAGAGCUUCUACAACGACUCUAUGGUCAACCCCGGAAAUUAUGGUGACAUGUCAAACUCUGGCCUUGGGCUGCAGAAUGUUCAAGGCGGGAACAUCCCGCCACCCCAAUUCGAUUAUGGCUUUGCUCGCCAGGGUAGCCUCACUCAGUCACAACAACUUGAGCUGAUGAACGUACUCGAAACAGAGGGCAUGGGGGAUAUUGAUGCUUUCCUUAACGGAGGAACUAUAGCUAACAACAGGUGGUAUUAG